Molecule: messenger RNA, 7536 nt
Organism: Aedes albopictus (Asian tiger mosquito)
Lineage: Eukaryota; Metazoa; Arthropoda; Insecta; Diptera; Culicidae
Product: mucin-5AC
Exons: 12
Coding region: 735-6941 (2068 amino acids)
Source: RefSeq, a predicted model, not a curated record
AAGUCUUUUAACUCGAUCGACGAAAGUGCACCAACCAACCAACAGCCCAAGAGCCGAACCAAGUCGGUCGCCGCAGCAACACCGUCGCCACCGCCGCAGAACUCCACAGCAGGAGGCUCCUAGCUAGCGUGUAGCGCUUUGGGCCGCACAGGUUAGUCGAAUUUUACGCGCACUACCGAUAGGACGUCUUUGGUCGUCUUUGGGGCGGCUAACUAUAAGCAAGAGCAUCGGAGUUUGGCGCGCACCAGAAAUUCCCCACUAAAGCAGCGUGUCGAAAAGGGGAUCGAUUACAAGCGGCGGUUGUUGGUCGCAAAUUGGUUUCGGUCCACUCGGUGGAGAAAAUCGAACCCAGCUAAUCGAACGAGAAGAGCUAUCGAGUUGAAGAGGGGAAAGAGAGUGAACCGUGAAGAAGUGUGAAAGAUUGCAAUUGCGCCCGGUGACCCUGAGGAAAGCGAAAGGAAAGAAGUUUGCGCGCUCGAGUGAGAAAUUCAAGAGAUUGGAAAUAAUACAAUAAAACAGGCGACGAGUGUGGGUUAUAUAGCGGCGCGAGAUACGUGCGAUUGUGCAUCCGGUUGCAUUCAGGACUGAUAUUCGAUAGAGAGAGAGGGGCAAAGUUUACGGUCGCUGUUUUUUGGCAACUUUUCGCCGCCGUUCGUUCGAUCCCAACCUGUGCCGAGCGUGCGAGUCCGCUUUUCGGAGGGCCCCGUGGGCCACAGAGCUAACAAUCCGAUGAAAUGAGGUGGAGCAGACUACUCAUAACGACAGCUUUGUCGUUAUUUGUGAUUUUCGGAUUAAUCGAUGCCAUUAACGCCCAACGUGGUUCUGUCCGAUUCGACCGGCAACGAUCGCAGUCUUCAUCAUCAUCAUCGGCACGACCAUGGCUGGACGAUACCGCCCUCUUGGAAAGCGAAGAAAAUUUCAGCCGUAGUAAUGCGCGCCGACGGAUUCCUACCUCUCAGGCCUCGGUUGAACGGCCUUCCACCCGAACUGCGGUCUCCGGUCGUACCCGGAGUCGACCGACCAAAGCGCAGCCCAUUCAAGCCCGCGUCCAGGAAGUGACCAGCAGUGAAGAGGAGUUCGAACCACGGGCGACUACGAGGGAACAGUUCGCCCCCAGUUUGCGCAGUGAGGUCGUUUAUCAGAAUGAGUUUGCGAGGAGGUCGGAUAAGGGGUCGUCGGAGGAGAGGGUGGACCAGCGAAGGAAGACUCGAUUGAGAGGAGGGGGUGGUGGCACGACCAGUACGAGUACCGUUGCGACUGUGAGAGGUGGACGGAAACUUGGCGGUAGAGGCACUAGUGGUAGUAGGUUUUCCAAUGAGGUUGAAGAAAUUGUAUCGAGUUCUUCGGCUAGAUCAGUGGAAAGUCGAACUAGGGGGAAGGUCAAAGCUGCUUCGAAGGAGCGAGCGGAGGACGUAGCGUCGGAUGAGAACUAUCCAGAAGAGUUCAAAAAGUUGUUGAAAGCGAAGUUUAAAGAGAACAAGGUGAAAAACGGUAAUAGGCUGGAGUCAUCAACGGAGAAAGAUUUUGAUAAAUCUAGCGAAAAGGAGGUUCCACGAUUCAAGGUGAAAAUUUUGAGUACGACUACGGAAGGCCCUACAACUACUGUUAAGGUGAUAACACCACGACCUGCAAAUGGGAAUGCGAGAUUAGUACCUUCAAGGAGUAGACCGUCGUCGUCCGAGGAGUCUAGCGAAAAUUCGAGAUCGAAAAGUAGAGCUUCAUCGAGUGUAAUUGUUUCAACGCCUCGAUCUUCUAAUAAAAGGGUAACACCAAGACCUAGAACCUCAACGACUGUUUCAACCACGACUACUGAAGAGUCCAUCGUCACUGAAGCAGCUGCAACUACCCCCAGACCAACCAGAGCUUAUUCGCGUAGACCGAGUAUUGUCAGUCAACUGACUUCAACCACUACCACGUCAACGACCACCAGAAAGCCGUAUUCCCCAACAACGAGGAGCUCUGCAACCAGUAAACGAACCUUUUCUGCACCUGUCACAGCUUCAUCUUCUCAGAUAAAGCCAUCAGAAACGGAACCUAAACGUGAUAAUAGUAUCGUGAUUUCAUCGCUCCGCAAUCCCAGCGUUUUCCGAUCUUCUUCAGCACAGAGACAAUCCCGUAAACCAAUUUCUUCUUCAGCCGAGUUGAGCAAUGAAGUGAAACCAGUCGUUAUUCCUUCUCGUUCCAAGGCACAUUCGCCUCCAAACACGCCGAAACGUUCGCAGUCGGGCGCCGGUUCCGGCAGAGUACCGAACCGCUUCGAAUCCAACCUCAAGAAGACCCCGGUCUACACCCCGACCAUCCCCAACUUCAGGGCUACGCCGCCAACGACGACAACGGCAAAGGUUAGACUUGAAGGCCACUCUUUGCUAACGACUGCUAACGCUUCCACCGCCUACACCACCAAUACCAUCAGCACAACCGCCAACAACAGCACCUUCCCUUCCAGUGCGGCAGCACUCGCUAACGAAAUAGAUGUCGACGAUGGGGAAGAAGGAGAAGUUGUCGAAGAUGGGGAAGGAGAAGGAGAAGGGGGGUUGCUGCUCGGCCAAAGCCGUCCCCAUAGACUUCGGAUGGCUCCCUUGGACGAGGACGGCAAUGACAGUGGAAGCGAGCGCGAGGUGGAACCAGUGGCCGCCGGGUUAACCCAGAGUCGUAUCGAUGUCGACACGCCGAACCAUGUGCCCUCGGUGACCGUAUCGAUCUUCAGUGCCCUCUCGGAGAUCCUCUCGCAGCCAACAGAAAGUUUACCAUUUUUGUCUUCUAGCACCGAUGCACCGGCACCUCCCUCUUCUUCUAGCACUUCGACGACAACUACUACGACAACAACCACCACCACCACCACAACUACCACUACCACCACCACAACCACGCCCAAGCCAAGCACUUUGCGAAAACCUUCGGCCAAGGUACUGGAAGUUGGUAGCACCUCAGCUAUGCCCAUUGCGUUGGUCGCAACGCCUGUACAUACUAGCGAACCAAUCGAUAUUACCACUAUUGUAAAUAAUACUCCCGCAGAGGGGACCACUAGCGUCCAGCCCACUACGGCGGUGGUGGACAGCGUACGCCCCGAGUCAAGCAUGUUAUCCGAAACGGGUGAACUCAUUAACACCAACGAUUUGGAAAGUGUUUUCCGACCGAGAUUCCUGGAAUCCGAAGAAUACGAAGUCCCAAUCCCUACCUCAACCGAACGUUCCUCAGCCAUAAGUGCUAGCGAUCCUUUGUUGAACGACCUUUCUCCUUUCUCUCAGACCCCCAAAUCCCCAGAAACCACCACUGCUCCUACUACGGUCACUGUUGAGGAACCUACAAGUACCAUGACCAUUGCCGCUACCGAGAGCAUGCUAACGAAGUCGCCCACUAACACGCCACUAACCGAAAGCGCCGAUCCCUCGACCUACCCCACAACGACUCCUUCGGUUCCCACGACUACGGUUCAAUCGACCUCCACGGCUCCGUCGUUUGCUUUGGACAUCCGUAGUGGAAAUUCGGAAACACAGCCUGCGCCAUCUACCACGCCAACCGAGCCAGAAAACACUUUCAUGCCUAGCACUGCUACUCCUAGUCCCAUUGAUACCACCCCCUUCAUCACCGCCAAUGCCAUCACCACCGAUGCCAUCGCCUUGCUCACCACCACAACCACGAACAACAACAGUAGUGCUAUGCUUUCAAACUUACCUGAUGCGGCAAGUGUCUCAGAUUCGCUCGCUUACACUAACGUUACUAAAUCACCACCACUGACUCACACCGAACUACCGACAACUGCAUCACCAACGACAACUGCUGAGCCGCCAACGACAACUACGGAGUCGGAACAGACGACCAUCACCACGAUCGUGACAUCGGCCCCAAUGACCGUAAGUAGGACUACCGAAUCGUUUCAAAAUUCCUUCGAUGCCACGAUGGCUGCCCCUUCUCGGUUCCCUUACAUUGUAACCCCCCAAGUGCGAAUCCUAACAUCCGAAACUCCCUCCGAGUACCACCCAAGAUUUGCCGUGCGUCCUUCCAUUGCUGGGGCUGCACAGAGUUCCACCACCACCACGAGCACUUCUAGCACCACCACUAUCACAAGUGCACCGCCUCUGGUCACAAGCAGCCCUCGCACCGCAGAACUAACAACGCCAAAGCCUAGAUCACGCGGAAUCGUUGUUUACGGUAUCCUCCCGAACAAUACAGUCAUCCGACGAAUCAUCGGUGGAGACGACGAACCAACAACCACCACCGAGAACCCUCGUAUCGUGUAUGGUAUCUACCCUAACGGUACCAUUGUCCGUCGCUAUCCAAAUGGAACCAUCGUUCCUGACCUCCCUCGACAACGUGGACGCGUAGAAAUCACCGAUAUUGAUCCUCGCCAACUACGGGACCCAAACAGCUCCAUCUACCAAGAAUCUUCCACCGUGUCCACCAGCACCACCACAACUGCAUCCCCAACUAGAACCACCACUACCUCUACCACUACCAUUCCGAACGAAACUACGGGGACUACAGCAAUAAUUGAUCUAUUGAGAAAGUACAACGAGGACAACCAAUUGGACACAAAGGUUAAGUCGGACAAUGUGUUCAGCUUGGCGAUGAGUCGUGGCUCCAAAGGUGGAAGCAAUUCGAAGAAGACCGAUGGCCCAACAAAGGUCUCCCUGGACAUUGAUUUCACGACGAGCAAACCUAAGGAAGAGGUUCGAAUAAACCGCCCCAAUGCUCCGGAUUUGAUUUACCGCUGGAAACCAACGACUGAUAGUGAAGAGAUUAUCGCCGUUGUUUCAAGCACAGAGGACGUAGCAAUAUCUGAUAACACCGUUCCUGACAACGUGAUAGAGUUCAAGAGCAUACCAAUGUCGAGUACGGAGUCGAUGCUGGAUCGUAUAGUAUCAACCUCACAGCCUGAGCUACCCACUAAAAUCUCGAAGGACGUUGAACUGCGUAUCUCUUCUGAUAUGAAAGCACCCAGUCAAUCCACGAAGACGGAAGUUUCAGAACUUAACAAUUUUAUAACUUCUACGUUACUUCCUGUCACUGAAAUGCCGAUGACGUCGACGACUACGGAGCGUACUACCACCACCUCAACAACCAGUACGACUCGUAUGCCAACGACUACACCCAAACCUACCACUACAACUUCGACAACGACAACAACAACCUCAGCUCCCACCACGACUUUCCGAAGUUCUUCGUUUGUAACUACAACCAAGCCCUCCAGAAGAAACUCCCAAAUCGAACAACUAGAAACCAACUUGCGGCUUCUUCAGCAAUUCCUUGCUGGUAACCAGAGGGACAUUGCUGCAACAAAAGCUGUCACGCAACCUACUACCGUGGCUAGCAGCUCCACAUCUACAACAACUCCUAAGUCCACUACUACGACCAGUACGACUACCACGACCACGACAACAACUACAACCACUCCGAAACCUACGACUACAACAACACCAAGUACCACAACAACUACCAUCCCAACAACAACUCGCGCCAAAUCGAAAGACAAUAGUCGCCUUAGCCAGAACUCAGUGAUUGCUCCGACAACUCAACGACCCAGAACCACAACCUUCUCCGAUGCGGACGAUUUAGCAUUCUUGCGUCAAUUGGCGAAAUUUUUGAACGGAGGUCAAGUUCCGGGUCAAACCACCAGAAGAACAACGAAGAAACCGAAGCCUACAACGACGACAACAACUAGUACAACUACGACGACCACCACGCCGCGGCCAACAACAACAACAACCACAACCACGUCCACAACUCUCCGGCCAACGACAACUCUGCCGCUGAGUACGGUGAUCGUCGAUAAAGAAGAUUCAGACUUUCUGAAUGAUGUGCGUAAACUACCGAACUUUGCCACUCCCAAUCCACUGGUUGAUAGCUCUCUGGCAAACCGAAUCCUCCAGCUGGCGAUCAACCGGGAUCCGAAAAGUAUUUCAGUCAGCAACACACUCAACGGAGUACCAUCAACUCAGAAACCUCCGACCCUUUCGCCUACCGAAGUCGAGCAGACAAAGAAACAGCUCGACAAGGAACUCCAGUCUUACAACAACGAUCUUCGGCUCUUAUCAAGCCUUCUCGGGCGUCCCAUAACUAGCAAGGACCUGCCAACCCUAACCAAGCAGCUGGCCCCGGCUCCAAGACCUACCACGACUUCAACCACAACGUCAACGACCACCUCCACCACCACAACUCGUCGUUCACCUCCAGCCGAUCCUCUUGUCCUUCAACAGCUGCUUCUCCGCCAGCAACAACAGCACAACUCUAGUCCCGCUGUUGCCGAAUCCACCGAACUGUACGGAAAGUCCAACGAAGCCAUCCUCGCAACGGUCCUGAAGCAACGCGGAAUCAGCCCCGUCAACACCAACGCCAAUCUGGAGGAGAUCCUGGCCAAGAUAUCGCCUCGCACCAACGGCGACCAGCCGGUCACGGUUCAGCCGAUCAUCACCACUGCGCGGCCAAGGCCACGGACUGCGCGUCCUCCAGAGCCACAACCGCCACCGCUGCGCUCCUCACGACCCAUUCUCGACGGUCUGUCGUGGCUGUGGCGAGAGUGGCAGGCUACUGCGCCGCAACCCCGCCAGCGUCCUGGCGGGUAUUCGACGGCAGGUGGGGCACCACCGCCCAGUACGUUCGGGCUGAGUGGAGGACUCGGCGGUGGUGGUGGCGGCGGUGGGUUUGGUGGUGGAGGUCGACCCCAAUCGCAGGCGUUCCGCGACGAGGGACUCGAUCCUGAUGCCAAACCCAUCAAUCCAAGCGUAACGGAGGAACCACCGUCGCUGUUCGGGGGCUUCGGCGGUAUCAACCCCGGAGGGCAGCUACUGAAUGCUGCGAUCGGUGUAACACGAGCUGUUUCGCAGUUCCUGGGAGUUGCCCUGCAGGGAGCGGCCAAAAGCUUCACCACUGCAUUCAACCCAGCUACUCAACCCGCCUCGCAGGUGGACGAUCUGAGCUACUACAGGUUUAGCGGUAGAUGAACGGGUCCAUUUCUGGUUAACGGGAUUUAAGUCAUACUCUCGUGGUAGCAUUCCAGAACAAAUAGGCUAGGCAUAGCUAGUUAGUUCGAUUAGUUAGUUAGUUAGUUGGUUUCUAUACAAUUUGAGAUUUUGCUCAAUGCGAGGCUAGUUCCUGCGGCCAGGUACAGGGGAUCAGCAGUGUGCGAUUGAGCCAUGACGGACGAGUGAUAAGCGCGUGAGUGAGUGUAGGUAGGUCCUUGUGAUGUGAUCGAGUUCUAAGGAAGGUGUACUGAUAAGACUGUGAAUUUACUGUUAGUGUCUAUUUAUUAUUCGUUCUUGGCCACAAAUGCUUAUCCGAUAUCUAGCUAAUGGUCGGCACUUUAAACCAGAUCGCUUCGAGCUGCAAGCCCUCUUAACAAGAUUCCAUUUCUAAUGUGUGAUAAUGCUUGCGUUCUACGUACGAUAGGUGAUUGCUUACGAAUUCCAUUUUAUUUAUAUGCUCAUCGUACUCAGAAACUUUUUUCGCUUUAAAGUAAUGAAAACGGUAUAUUUUAAGCUCCGGCAAUCGAUUGUGCCAUCGACCGAGAGAAUCGGCUGCAGACGAGGCACGUAUUUG